AUGUCGAGUGGACAGAUCAGUCAGUUGCUGGGCAAGCAUGCCAAGAGUUUCCUGUUUGAUAUUGGAGCAAGCCUGUAUUAUUCAGGUGCAGGUGGAGCAAGUCAAUCAUGGUUUGUCGAGGAAUAUAGAAAUGUUGGGAUAAUUUUUGACCAAAUAUAUAGCUGGGAGUUGACUGUACAUCAUCCUCAAAAAAUCUUUGAAGACCUGCCAUUUGAAGUAUUGGUCGCAAUGCAUUACUACAAUAUCGGCGUAAAUGCAGAUCACAAUUCAAAAUACAAUCCAUGGAGGUUCAUUCGCAAGCUAAGUCGACGAAGUGACUUUGUUGUGGUGAAAUUGGAUAUUGAUAAUGUUGCUAUGGAAGAGAGAUUGGUUCAUGAUCUGCUUAACGAUUCUAUAGCUCUUGGUUUAAUUGAUGAAUUCUAUUGGGAGCAUCAUACUGGAGGAAAUCCGAUGCAAUACCGGGGUUGGGGACGUCAAUCCUCGAACAACAUUGUGCAGAGUUAUGAACUGUUCGGGAGACUUCGUGGGCACGGGAUUCGUGCUCAUUCUUGGGUGUAA
This is a messenger RNA of Guillardia theta CCMP2712, 558 nucleotides long. RefSeq lists its product as hypothetical. The record is from RefSeq and is a predicted model, not a curated record. The coding region runs from base 1 to 558 and encodes 185 amino acids. NCBI's taxonomy places the organism in Eukaryota, Cryptophyceae, Pyrenomonadales, Geminigeraceae. The transcript has a single exon.